Striga asiatica is the source of this 324-nucleotide messenger RNA. The record is from the annotation of a GenBank genome assembly. NCBI's taxonomy places the organism in Eukaryota, Viridiplantae, Streptophyta, Magnoliopsida, Lamiales, Orobanchaceae.
AAGCACGCAUCGUUGCAGAACCAAAUUGAUUACCUGCAGGAAAAAGGUUGCGUGUUUGAGCGUAAGAAAACCCCAAAGCGAAAAAAAAAGUUGAUUACCAAGAACAAAGAGCUGCGGAAAUUCUCCAGGAGUGAAAUGUGCUCCUGCAAAUACUGCAGCACUUAUAAGCACAGCAAAUGGUAUUACCAUUUGGUAAGAGAGACCAUUAAAAACCCUCUAAAGACUGUCUCCUCGAGAAUCGGAGCAAGAACACCUGUGAUGCCCACCAAGCAGGCAUUGAUGAUCCAAUCAACGGGAGCAAGAGCACGAGAGCAUCGGUCUAAA